GAGUUUUCAGUAGAUAUAGGUAUAAAGCAUACGCCGUAUCAUACAUAUAUAACGUAUUGCCAGGUUUUUGUAUGUAUACACCUACACUGUUCUACGUGAUAUGUAGAUAUAUUGAUAAUUUCUCGCAGACUUUUCUUGUCCAACCAUUAACUGGCGUUUUAGCUUACACACAGGUAGCAUUUUUCGUAAGGAACAAAGUUGGUAGCGCUUCAGUUUGGACGUACGGUCGGACGGACUUAAUAUUGGAUCUAGUGUAGUGCAAGAGAUUGUGCGGAUUAAAUUUUUUUUUCAAGGAUUAAUUUGUAAAAUAAAUAGUUGUCAAAAUGUCGCAGGAUCAAGUGGUCUCAGUGCGUUUAAGGAGAAACACCACCAGCACCCCUUGGGGAUUUCGAAUGCAAGGGGGGCACGAGUAUGGAUCACAUCUCUUUAUACAGCAGGUAAAUCCAAAGAGUCUGUCUCAUCGCCUCGGGUUGCGGGUUGGAGACCGGCUUCUGGCCAUUGGAUCAGUCCAGGCUCAUAAUAUGAGCCACGAAAUGGCCAAAAUGGAAAUCAUCCGAGCCGGAAAUGAAUUAGACCUCAUCGUCCAAAGGGAUGCGUCGGCGGCCGUCGAUCAACUAGACAGUCGGCAAGCUUACAACAAACCGCAGAGAACCGAGCUUGUAGAAGAACCAACCGAGUAUAGAGGAUACACCAAUCCAAAUGUGCAAUCUAGAUCGUUCAAAAUAUUGCAGGAAUCCCUUAGUUAUUCUGAGGCGAAUGAAGAAGGUAUAGUAUUGCCGACAGGCAAUACCCCAGGAGAGGGUAUAGUCCGUAUGGCAUAUUCUGAGGGGAGGAGGAGGCUUGAGGAACUCUCUGAAAUUAAUCCAAGAAAUUUCACAGAGGAGGGUCAGUCCCCAUACAAGGUGACGGAGCAUUAUAAUAUUAAGGAGGAAAGUCUAAUAAGUGAGCCGGACCGUAGUGUUCAACAGGACCCAAAUGUAACAGUGGUUGCGGCCAAAACGUACGAUGGGUCUGAACCAAGGCGAAGGAAAAGACCAACACCAGUAGAUAUAGCACAAUCGUCAGUUCUUUCUCCUGCUGCAGGUCAACAACAAUAUCUUCAGCAAGCAAAAGAACACUACCAAACCAAACAAGAAUAUACGCAGCAACAUCAUGAAAAAUCGGCACCGCAACCGCAACAAGUUAUUGUUCAUCAACGGAGGUCACCAGAAAAACCACUGAAACUUGUCAACUAUCAAUUCGAUGAACAGUAUUCUCAUUUGAGAAAGGAAUCAAACCGACAAAAAGCAGUUGUUUCGCCGCAGAAGUCAAAUGACUUUAUUCCCGCCACUGAGACCGUCUCAUCCGUAGCAGCCGAUUUAGACUUGAAAAUUGUAUCACCAAGCGCCGCACCGCAGCAAACUUUCGAAGUGAGACAGACGACAAGAACAGUAGCAAAUCAAAAUGUUAGACCUGCUGCACAAGCACAAACAGUAAAGCCGAUAGAACAGCGUGCUCAGCCAACAUCACAAGUAACUAAACCAGUACAACAAGUAGCAAAACCUGUUGAAUCAACAGUGCAACCUGCAAAGCAAGUUGUACAACCAGCGGAACAAACUGUAAAACCAGUGGAACAAACUGUAAAACCAUCGGAACAAGUUGUUAAACCGACUGAACAAGUCGUUACAAAAAUAGUAAAAACCGUUGAAACAGUAGAAGAAACAAUCAAACCGGAAAAACAAAUAGUUAGACCUUCCCAAGAUGUAGGUAAUGUUACAGAAGUAAUUUCUUCCCAAACUGUCAAUGUGAAAUCCGGAACUGACGAAUCUCUAACGAAAUUCGCAGAAAGCUUAAGUGCUUCUGUUGUAGCUUCUGCACAAGAGACCAUCAAGACUACAUCAGUUACAGAGAAAACAGUAUCAGAAAAUGUGGAUGGCUGUUUGGUAUCAAAGGAAAGUACUGUACAAUUAGUUGAGGAAAAUGUUGCAAUCAACACUAAACAAGAAUCCGAAUCUCUUUCUAAACAAGAGGAGGAAGUGGAAGUUGAGUCAAAGCAAGCUGUUCAAGAACCACAGAAAGCAGUUGAGGAAGAGUCACAGAGUAAACAAAUUACAGGUAAUGUGACGAAAGAAGAAGUGGUUGCAUCUAUAGAGACUUCAGUCAAAAAAGAAAUAAUCCAGUCGGAAGUUACAGAACAGAAAGAAGCACCUGUAUCCACUGUUGUUGUAGAAGAAAUUAAAACUAUGGAAGACAUGCCAGAAACCAUUCAAACUGCCACUAUAGAAAAACCUCAAGAGGAAAUAGACGUUAAUAUAGAAGCAUCAACAAAUGUAUCAGAACAGAACGUACAAUCUACGAGAAGACCCUCCCUUCUAGUGCCAGAAACAGACACCGAAAUAAACGUUUCUGCACAUAACACAGAAGAGCAAACCUCUGUUACAGUUGAAGAAACAAGUAAUGAAUUUGCGGAAAGUAAAUCAGAAGAUAUUUCAAUAUCCUCACAAAUAGAAGCAGUGAUAACAUCAGAUGAAAACAUUGUAGAGAAUACUGAACAAACAAUAAACAUUGUUACAGACACGCAAGCUGAGGAACAAUCUUUUAGCAUUUCAGUUGGUGAAACUGAUGAAACAUCUGAAGUAGUUGAAAUGACCAUAGAUACAAAUGAAGCAUCCGAGAGCAACGCAUCUUUUGAGAUUUCAACAGAUGCUGAAGUUACUAUGGAUAUAUCCACUGAGGUAGAUGAAGAGGUCAAAAUUGAAAACAAUGCUGAUGCCGAUGCGGCGGUAACAUUAUCCGUUGGGCAAGAUGCUGAGGAAUCUGAAAGUACUUUUACAGUAUCCGUAACAGAAGAAGAUGAUGAUGGUUCAUCUGAGGUAAGUAAACCUAAAAGGAAAAUAACUGAACCAACAGAAAACGGACAGAAUAAACCAAAGCCUUCAAGAGCAAAAUUUGUUGACAGUCAAGGUGGAGUCGCAGCAAGACUGGCCAGAUUUAAACAAAAAUAAGCUAUAUUCAUAUGUUUAAAUUUACCUCUUUAGGUAGAGAAUGACCACAGAAUACAUUUUAGUUAGCAUUUAGUUACAUCAUCUAUAUAUCUGAUCAAUGUAUACACAUUAUCAUGUCAUUCAUAUAUUCAUAGCUUACCCAAGAAUGGACUUUUACAAUACAAUGAAGGAAACUCAUUGGUAUGGCUCCGAUGAGUCGGUGAACAAUGUCAAAGUUGAUAACGUUUAAACACCAGAAAACAACGAGAGAAGUAUAUUCGUAUGUACAGAUAAAUGUUGCUGCGAAUUGGAUCAGUGAAUUUGUUGAAAAGCGUACAUGUAUUAUAUCUAACAUGCCUUGGAUUUGAAGUGGGAAUGCUAUUUGAAGAAUUUGUUCUGAACCUGACACAAUGUUCCUUACACCUCCUCCUCUCCAAUAUACACAUUAUAAUUGACAAUUUUAAUUGCACAUACAGUUACUGUUUGGUAUCAUUUUCCGCAUAUACAGGCGUUUCAUUAAACCAUUUUGCAUUUGAUUUGAGUUUAAUUUAUUCCAGAUUUAGAAUAGUAAAGUUUACAUUACUUUUAUCCUUGAUGAUAAGUAAAAUAUUUUUAUAUAUAAUUUACCCCCUUUUUGUUAAUAAAUCAUUCCUUGCUCUUUAAUUUGUUUUGCAUGAUAUUCUAGAAGUGAACAUGAUAAAACUUGUUAAUUUUAUUUAUGAUAAUGCGUGCAUUUGAAAUCAGAAUGAUGCUGAUUUUCUUAAUUGAGAUUGUGUGAUGAUUGAACGUGUUUGCUUUUGUUUUUUUGUAACAGGUAACUGAAUGAAAUGGCUGGGAUUUUUACGAAUUUUUGCAAGAAAGCGUUUUUUGGCAGGAAACGUUGAUGGUCAUACGAAGAACUUUGUUUAAUGAAUGUGAAUAUGACGAGCUAAUGGUAUACGUUAAAGGUUGGACAAAAAGCUAUUAGCUAUGUCUGUACCCCUUGCUUUAACCAAUCCACUGGUAUUGUCGUGUAUAUGUUCGUUGUAUAUUCUGUUCGUAUGUUGUAAGGUGUAAACCCAGAAGCUUGGGCUGACCCUAGUUAUAAAGCUGAUCUGUGAUGAUAGGAAGUAAGGGAGAUAAUAAAUCAUUUUAAUAUGACUUCAUAUAAUAUUUGGCUGGGAAGGGAAAUGAUAAGGGAUAUAUAUAUGUUGCAUAUAGCCUUGUACUUGUUUUAACGAUAUCUGAAUUGGUACCGCUUCAUAUUGAUAAGUUCUAUUGAUAAUUCUCACUGGUUUUACAUACAGGGAUAUAUGUCUUGUAAACGUUCGUGGCGGGAAUUGUAGACUAGUUAAUGUUUACAGUCAACCUUUUAACCAGCAACGUCUCCUAAGUGCAAUUCUUUUAACAUUUCUGUGUGAGAUUUAUUUUGAGUUUAUAAUGCAUUAUUUUUGUGUGGAGAUUCAUUUCCUUUUUAUGUUUGUCCACUUUUAACUGAAUGUUUUGUGCAGAUGUCUGCGACCGGCUAAACCAUUUACUAACAUUAACCUCGAAUAUAUAUUACAUAUGUGAAUUAUAUGUGUUUAUAGUUUUUAUUUAUUUGUUAUACGAGACCUUUGUUAGGUGUUAAAAAUAUUUCAAACUGGUUUAGUAAGAAAUGAGGGCAUUAGAGGAUAUAUCUUGUUGUAUAAUUUAUUGUAUAUUUCUGCAUUUAUAAGCAUUAUAUUUUCUUUGUCUCUAUCUGCAGGCAAAACAUCUGUAUAAGUUAUGAGAUAAUGUAACACUUUAAUAAGGAAAGCGUUUUUUAUGUGUUAUUUUAUAUGUGUUUAUUUUCUGAAAUGAAGAAGUAUGUAAUAUUUUACCUGCCUGUUUUAACCAUUAAGAUCAGUUACAAGAUAAAACAAUGCAGAAAACUCACUGCAUCCUGGUUCUAUACAAUCAGCAAUAUAGUUAUGCUUUUCCAUCAAUUACAUCUUCCUACAUAAUAUGACAUGCUGGAACUAUACAAUUUAUAGCGAAUAAUCUAUCUGUUAAAUAUUAUAAUAAGCUGUGAUUUAUAAAUGUCUAUCUUCAGUUAUUGACAUAGUAUAAUAGUGCAGUCAUGGUUUUUGCACAGCAAUUAUUUGUAUGUUUUGAUAUUUUGAAAAAAUGCUGAAUAUUUUAUUUUACUGAUAAGAUAAAACUUCAGUGUUAACUAGGUUUACUGACAGUGUAUAUAUAUCAUUGUGAGAAUUGUUACUCUUCUAGUGUCAUUGUAAAAACUAACAAGCCUAUGAUAUAUUGUUAACACAAUAUUCGUCAAAAUGUAAGUAUUUGAUGGUAAAAAUGUCAGGGUAAGUUACUUGGCAAGUAAUAUCGUGAAGGUUGUAUUAACACAUUAUGUACAUAGGACUUUGAGCAAACAGGUCUGGCAACAUGACAAAACCUAGGUGAGCAUGUUGCCAGCAAAUAUCUGCAUGCAACAAGUUACAGAUAAUAUAUAGAAUCAUCAUAAUCUAUCUUCUCUUCCAGUCUCUUCCAGUCUAUGACGUAUCUAUUAUUGUAUCUUUAACUUUGUAUUGUUACAAUGUCAGGGAUUUUUUUGUCAGAAAAUAUUUAUAGAUAUUUAAGAAAGUGGUGCAAUACUUAUUUUAUUUUGACAAUUUCGGUGUAAUAUAAAACAUCAUUACUGAUAUACAUUACUAUAUCUUUACACUUGAAAGACAUCUACAACAAAAUACCUUAAUAUUUGUUGAAUGUUCUUUAGAUGCACUGUAUCUGAUACAAUUAUAAUAUAGAAUGAUAUAAAGAUUAUUUUAUACAUCAACUUCACAUUUUAUCUCUGUAUGGUAAUUUCUAUUAUCUGUUGAUUUUUAACAUGCCAUAAUUUACUGAAAAAAAAACAUGUCUAGACACAUCUAUAUUAAUUAAAAUAAAGUUUAUGUCAUGUUUAAAACACAUAAAUAAUCAUAAAACUGUUAUAUAAUUAUGUUCUUUUUAAAAAAUCUUAUCAUGAUAAUAUAUAUACACAUUAUAUAUGAUAAACCAUUGUACAACAGGUUAAUAUUUUAUACUAUAUAUGAGAUAUUUUAUUCAAAUUUAUUCCGGACUGUGCAGCUUCUAAAUUUACAAAUUAACAUAAUUUCAUGUAAUAGUAUCCUAGUAACAUUUUAAAAUAUCUAGAAUUACCAGCCUCCUAUUUAUAGACAAACUUUUGACAUUCAUAGAGAACAGGAUAAUGUAUGGGUUAAUAUGUGAUCAUGUUUUUGCUAACAAUUUGGCUCCAAUGAUGUAAGGCAUUGAAACAACAUACACUGUAACACUAUUUACACGAUGUUUUUUGACAUUGGCCAGUAAUUUAUAUAUGAUAUCAUAUUAUUGUAUGUCUGUGUAUUUGAAGAAUGUAUAUAUCACUGUAUAUAUGUAAUUCCCAUAUAAUUGUAUACAUGGUCUAUUGUAUGAACUUAAACUGUUAUAUCUUUUUUUUAAGUACAUGCAUUUAUCUAAAUAUAUGUGUAAAAAUUGAAGAGUUUGAAAACAAAAAUUAUUACUAUAGUAAACCUUUAUAAUACAAUGAUGAAUGAUACAUGUUUUUUUUUUGUAUUAUAAUUUAAGAGAACAUAGCAAAUGUAGUUCAAUAUUUACAUACAUCUACAUUAAUAAUAUGUAUGCUGUCAAAUCUGUAUAAAAUAAAUUUAACAUGGCUAACAGUGGCUCUGAAAUAUGCUAAAGUACUUGUUGAUUAAUCUUUGUUUUUGACAUUUAGUGCAAGUGGAUGCAGCUGAGUUAUUACUAAGUUCUUAAAGUCUUAAACAAGUUGUUUACCUGGUGACAGGUGGUCUCAAUAAAUACAUACAUAUUUGAAAAAGUGUAUUACUACCUUUUUCCAUGUGUCUUAAAUAUAGGUGUGACUGUAUGCAAAUGUUUGAAAGAUGUUAAAUUGUAUAGGAUAUAUAUUGUGAAUGGCCUGAAGUCUGCAUGUUAAUCAGUAUAGGGGGUAUAUAAUAUUGUUUUCUGUAUAUAUGUCAUUAUCACAUCCAUUCCUGAGUAUUAUUAUUCCACUGAGACAUAGAGAAAAUAGUUACCACAUGUUAUAUAUACUAUACUGUAUAUUAUAUAUGAAAUGUAAUUAACUUUCUAUGGUAUGUUGUUUUGUUAAUUGCAACAUUUCCCAUUAAUAUCUACACAUUGCCAGAUGAUUGUGUAUAAUAAAGACUUCUCAAUUUCAUAGAGAAUUUUUUAAGAAUUUCUUUCUCAAGAUGUGUUAAACAAAAAUAUUAAAUAACUGGGCCAGAAUGUCUGCUUCAAAUGUCUGUCUGUCCGUCUGACUUUCUAACUAACCAGAAGUAUAUUAUGUAUCGAGGACCAUAUUAUAUAUAUUAUACAGUAAUGUCAAGUAUAUAUUUUAUAUUCAGAGCUAGAAUUUCACUUAUAAGUUAUAUCAUCCUUAAAAUUAGUCAGAUAUAAAGUUGCAACUUUCAAAUUUUUCAUAUAAUGUUUAUAAUGUUCUAAUAACUUUUUCUCUCUGGAACAAUUGCUAGAGUCAGUGGAUAGUCAGAUAUUUGCUGAACAGAGUUCAAUAUGUUUUGCUGGCCAUAAAGUUAUUACAUAGGUAAUAAAAGACACUGUUAUCAAUUAACCAAACCUCAUAUCAAGAUGGUGUGUUACCUGGGCAAUGUUAGAUGUAUGUUUACAUGUCCUCAUACCUAUAAUCACUGGUGCUAGGCAAUAUUUAUAUACAUAUAUAUAAUGACUUAAGGCCAACAUUUUUUUGUAUUAUAUGUUUCUGAAAACACACUGUCUACAAUCUCAAACAUUCAACAACAUUUCGGAAGAACUAUUCUUAAUUUCUAUUGUUCAUUCAAAAUCUCAUGAAUAGACGAGAAUCUAUUACAAAGUAGAAAAUAACCCUUACUAGAAAACUAGAUAUAAUUAACUAUAUAUUCCUAUAGGCCGAAUGUAUUAAUAUUAUUAUUUUUUCAACACACAAAAUAAUAAGUCUAUUUUCAUUUUUUUGAAGCAAAUAAUAAAAAAAUUUGGUCUUAUAAUCAAAAUUGUAUGUCUAAAGGUGGUUCUUGUAUGUAAAAGAUUAGCAAAUGAAGGUAGAACUGGUUACUGGCUGCUAUAUUGUUUUGUACAGGUAUGAAUGUACUGCAUUAAUUUUAUAGUAUGCUAAACUUCUUUGUUGUCACAAGCUGUAGUAUUGUUGUUUUGAUUUUGUUAUUCUACAUGCCUUAAUAUUUUGUUAAUUGUAUAUUAAAUCUAUAUAUGGCACAGUGUAAAAAGAUAUGUUUCUUAUUUAAGAUGUAAAUUUUUUAUGUUCUUCUUUGUUUUAUUUAUUUUAUACAUAGCUUUCCACAGGUCUUAAGUUCUUAUGCUAUCAUAGUACUGGUGCAAUGUUCCUUUUUAUGAUGUAAAACUGCUGAAUCAAAAGCAAAAAAAUAUUACAGGUAUUAUCAGAUAUAUGUUCAAUUCCUACCUCUAUAAUUAUAAUAUUUACUAUAAUUAAUGAUAAUUUGAGAGAGAACAAUUAUUAAAAGAAAACAUUAUAAGUGUAAGCAGUUCAACAAUAAAGAGGACAUGCCUGUAUCAGAUGUGUGUAAGUUACUUUAAGACAGAACUUUCCUUUUAUUAUAUAUAUAUUUACAAUUUGUAACCGUUUUAUGUUUGUAUAAUAAUGGAAAGUUUCCAUGAGUUUGCUACCAUGUAUUGUUUCAAUACUGUAAUUUUGAUGUGAUAAGAAUAAAAUAAUGCAAAUAUCAA
Molecule: messenger RNA, 8684 nt
Organism: Ruditapes philippinarum (Manila clam)
Lineage: Eukaryota; Metazoa; Mollusca; Bivalvia; Venerida; Veneridae
Product: protein P200-like
Exons: 3
Coding region: 324-2984 (886 amino acids)
Molecular function (GO): protein binding
Source: RefSeq, a predicted model, not a curated record